Molecule: messenger RNA, 3542 nt
Organism: Amoebophrya sp. A25
Lineage: Eukaryota; Dinophyceae; Syndiniales; Amoebophryaceae
Source: the annotation of a GenBank genome assembly
CAUGGGUCGUCGCUCAAUGUAGUUGGCUGGGUCCAUCGAGAGAAGAUUCCGAACGCGCUGUCCUUGAGGCAACAAAAAGGAGUCAAGGAUUGAAAAAAACAUCGUAAGGGUUUCCCUACCCCUUCUGACAUCAGAAAUAAGAGGAAAUUGCUCGAGCACGAACUUCAUUCUUCACAACAAAAUGCCGCCUUUUGCGAGAGCCAGCUGCAGCGCUUUUUCGUCGUCUUCGCAGGCUUUAGUUUCUCGACGCGCGUGCGGCGGUCUCUUCCGUAUCGGAGCAUCCUCAUCGAGUUCAUCUGGUUUCUCUCGAAAUAGGGAAUUCGGAAUUCUUUUAUCGAGGCCCACAUAUUUGGGUUUUGCCAGCGGACGAAAUCAAAGAACCUUGAUGACGGUGACUCGUGCCGCACAGCAGAAACUCUCGCCUGUCUUUGGCGGCACGCCGUGGGAUGGCUUCGGCGUACAUAAUCUUCCGUACGGAGUCUUUUCGACACCCGGAGGUAGCGGAGGACAAACACGAAUCGGAGUGGCGGUAGGAUCCAAGAUCUUGGACUGUUCCGUACUCGCAGAUCACGGUGUCCUUCCCUCAUGCCUCAAGUGUGCGACCCUGAACGACUUCAUGGCACAGCCGAAAAGCGUGUGGAACGAAGUGAGGACAACUUUGCAGGAAGUCGUCACAGAUUUCGAUCAAUUUUCGACGAAACACAAAAUCGACGGAGGCGUUUUAGUUGACCGCACUAUCGCUACGAUGCACUUGCCGUGUCAUAUCGGAGAUUACACGGAUUUCUACGCUUCUCGUGAGCACGCAACAAAUGUAGGAAUGAUGUUCCGAGAUCCGGCGAAGGCCCUGCUGCCAAAUUGGCUUCAUCUUCCGGUCGGCUAUCACGGACGCGCGAGCUCAGUGCUCGUCUCGCCUCAGUCUGUAGUGCGACCAAAAGGCCAGGCCGUCGCGAAAGACGCGCCGGAGGGUCCACCAUCCUUUGGCCCUUCAAAACUCGUAGAUUUCGAGCUAGAAGUGGGGGCAUUUGUCGGCGGGCCGCCAAUGCAGAUUGGAGAAACGCUCACUCUGCAAGAAGCGGAGGAUCGGCUUUUCGGGCUCGUCUUGUACUGUUUGCAUUUUCGUUUCUCCUAUGAUCUCUUGAGUCAUCGAUUAUCAUGUAGUAGGUAAUAAGAUGCCAUUUCAUCCAGUGGGCCCUUCGCCUCUUUUGCUUCGUGACAUCUUUGUCCUAUCCGGACUUACAGAUUGAAUGACUGGUCUGCGCGGGACUUGCAGAAGUGGGAAUAUGUGCCGUUGGGUCCUUUUACAGCCAAGAAUUUCGGCACCAUUAUCUCUCCUUGGGUGGUUCCUCUCGCUGCCCUAGAAAAAUUUCGGGUGCCGACUCCUGCACAAGUUGAUCCAGUCCCCUUACCAUACUUGCGACAAGCAGAGGGAACGAAAGGUAAGUAUUAUCUCUGUCGGAGCAGUAGACUACAAGAAAACACCUGUUUCUGCAAUUCUUACGUUAUAUUAAGGAACAAUAAAGAAGUUAAGGUCAGAAAGAUCAAAAGCUGGCCGUGUUCUACUGCUGCAUAAUUAAAUGUUUUUUUAAAGAAGAAGAGGCGUCGUCUGGCGUUUUUACAUGUAGCACUACAUGUCAUGUGAAAGAAGCGAUCGACCGAAGUCGAUCUGAACAUGGUUGGCCCUUGGGCGUUUUACAUUUACGGUUUCGUAUGUAAAAAUCCUGCUCCGAAGUUUACCCGAAAAUGGUUGGUGCUUGAGCGUUCUACAUACGGCUUCGUAUGUAAAAAUGCUCCUCACGCUCAUAGCCACAGGGCAACGCACGAAGGAUAGACAACUGCUCCUUUUGCAUUUGGUUUCGUAUGUGAAAGCGCUCGACUGGUGAAGUCGUGUUCCUUCUGCAUUCGAUUCCGUAUGUAAAACUGCUCCUCCGAAAAAGCAGGCGACACGAGAAGGGUGGCCGGUUGGCGGUUGGUGCUUUCACCUACGGUCUUGUAUGUAAAAAUGCGCCUCCGAAGGUGCCUCGAGAAGGGUUGCCCAUUGGUGCUUUUGCAUACAGUUCCGUAUGUGAAAAUGCUCCUACAUUCGAAGAAUGUGACGCGAGAAGCCUGAUUCCUUGGCUAUUUUUUUACAUACGGCUUCGUCCAUAGUCCUUACGUCGGAGUAGGCGACUCGAGAAGCGUGGACGGUUGCUGCUUUUACAUACGGUUUCGUACAUAAAAGCGCUCCUCCAGAGCCGAUGCGAGAGGAGAAGCGUGGUCGGCUGCUGGUUUCACAUACGGCUUCGUAUGUAAAAAGUGCUCCACCUCCGCAGGAGACGCAAGUAGGGUGGCCGGUUGGGGCUUUUACAUGUGGCCUCGUAUGUGAAAAUGCUUCUCCGAAGUAGGCGGCGCAUGAAGGGUGGUGGUCGGCUGGAGGAGCUUUUGCAUACGGUUUCGUAUGUAAGAAUUCUCUUCCCCCGAAGGCGACAAGAGUAGGGCGGUCGCUUGGUGCUUUUACAUGCAGUUUCGUAUGUAAAAACGCUGCUUAUCCGAGGGAAUGAGAAGGCGACGCGAAGAAGGGAUGGCCAGCUGCUUGCGCUUUUACAUCCGGUUUCGUACGAAAAAGCGCUCCUCCUCAGGCGACGCGAGAAGGGUGGUUGCUUGGGGCUUUUCGACAUGAUGAGGCUCGAAGUACUACAGAACGAAAAAACUAGAAGACGCGGCGUUUCUUGCGCAUUUAUAGGCUGCUAGCCUCGAAGGACAUAUCUGAGCGUCUCACAUCUAUCUUAGGUAAUGUCGAUCUCUCGUUGUCGGUCACCUUGGAAUCGGGAUCCAGCGGUCGGAAGAAGAAGGUUACUGAGAGCAAUCUCAAGUACAUGUACUGGUCGCUGGCUCAGCAGCUCUGCCACCACGCUUCUGGUGGCUGCAACAUGCAACCUGGCGAUUUGAUCGGAACAGGCACAAUAUCUGGUCCCGGAGCUGGAGAGCGAGGCUGCCUUCUGGAGAUAACAUGGGCUGGGCGAGAUGAAGUCGAUAUGGGAGGAGGGGAAACGCGCAAGUUUCUCCAAGACGGUGACACGUGCAUCAUUUCAGGGAUGGCCGCUUCCGACAGUGAAGAAGAGGGAGUCAGAAUAAAUUUCGGGGAGUGUGUAUCGAAAGUAUUGCCGGCAACGCACAAAUUUUUUUGAGAUUGCAUGCUAUUUUCCUUUCUCUACUUUCACAUUUUUAUCAAUCGCUUGCUCCACCAAUCGCAUCGUCUCUGAACGCAUGAUAACAUCCGCUUCUACGCUUAUCUACAAGCGCAAGUUGCAGUUUUAGUCGCCACUGUGCAGGCCCUGAAAGCGCACCUUGGAAAUAAGUAAAUGAUUCGCAAUCGCUUUAUUUGCUGGCUAUAUGAAUUUUUGAAUUUGAUGAAGGCGCUUUUCGUUUCUAUGUAUACUAUAAAGAUGGCGAGCUUUCGUGUGUAAGACUCGAGCAACGAGAAAAGCGAAGCACCGGAAGGAUGCAUUCAUUGGCAGCGCCUCCUUGGCUGUUAAAGUUUCUGAGUCCUAGAAGUAGUGCUCUUG